AUGGUACUAAAUAUUGAAAAUGAAGUAACCUCUACAACAGAUUUAACUCCACUGAUAGCAGCCGGAGUCAUUGGCGGGCUCUUCAUCCUGGUCAUCAUGGCUCUGACAUUUGCAGUUUACGUCAGAAGAAAAAGUAUCAAAAAGAAACGAGCCUUGAGGCGAUUUCUGGAGACAGAGUUGGUAGAGCCCUUAACCCCCAGUGGCACAGCACCCAAUCAAGCUCAACUGCGCAUUUUGAAGGAAACAGAACUAAAGAGGGUAAAAGUCCUUGGCUCAGGAGCUUUUGGAACCGUUUAUAAGGGUAUUUGGGUGCCUGAAGGUGAAACAGUGAAAAUCCCCGUGGCCAUUAAGAUCCUUAAUGAGACAACUGGCCCCAAAGCCAAUGUUGAGUUCAUGGAUGAAGCCCUGAUCAUGGCAAGCAUGGACCACCCACACCUAGUUCGCUUACUGGGAGUGUGCCUAAGCCCGACUAUCCAGCUGGUUACCCAGCUGAUGCCCCAUGGCUGCCUGCUGGAUUAUGUCCAUGAACACAAGGAUAACAUAGGAUCACAGCUGCUGUUGAAUUGGUGUGUCCAGAUUGCUAAGGUAAGUGCUGUCAUUUGCUGUAACAAUGAUGGAAUGAUGUACCUGGAAGAAAGACGGCUUGUUCAUCGGGAUCUGGCAGCCCGUAACGUCUUAGUAAAAUCCCCAAAUCAUGUGAAAAUCACAGACUUUGGACUAGCCCGACUUCUGGAAGGAGAUGAAAAGGAAUACAAUGCUGAUGGUGGCAAGAUGCCAAUUAAAUGGAUGGCUCUGGAAUGUAUACAUUAUAGGAAAUUCACCCAUCAAAGUGAUGUUUGGAGCUAUGGUGUCACAAUAUGGGAACUGAUGACGUUUGGAGGAAAACCCUAUGAUGGAAUUCCAACCCGAGAAAUCCCAGAUUUAUUAGAGAAAGGAGAGCGUUUGCCUCAACCACCCAUCUGCACAAUUGAUGUUUACAUGGUCAUGGUCAAAUGUUGGAUGAUCGAUGCCGACAGCAGGCCAAAAUUCAAGGAACUGGCUGCUGAGUUUUCCAGGAUGGCUAGAGAUCCUCAAAGAUACCUAGUUAUUCAGGGCGAUGAUCGCAUGAAGCUUCCCAGUCCAAAUGACAGCAAAUUCUUCCAGAAUCUCUUGGAUGAAGAAGAUUUGGAAGACAUGAUGGAUGCUGAGGAAUACUUGGUACCCCAGGCUUUCAACAUCCCUCCUCCCAUCUACACAUCCAGAGCAAGAAUUGACUCCAAUAGGAACCAGUUUGUGUACCAGGAUGGGGGCUUUGCUACACAACAAGGAAUAUCCAUGCCCUAUAGAGCCACAACCAACACUAUACCAGAAGCUCCAGUUGCUCAGGGAGCAACAGCCGAGAUGUUUGACGACUCCUGCUGUAAUGGUACCCUACGCAAGCCAGUGGCACCCCAUGGCCAAGAGGACAGCAGCACACAGAGGUACAGUGCUGACCCCACAGUGUUUGCCCCAGAACGGAACCCACGAGGAGAACUGGAUGAAGAAGGCUACAUGACUCCCAUGCGUGACAAACCCAAACCAGAAUAUCUGAAUCCUGUGGAAGAAAAUCCUUUUGUGUCACGGAGAAAAAAUGGAGACCUGCAAGCUUUAGAUAACCCAGAAUAUCACAGCGCUUCCAGCGGUCCGCCCAAGGCUGAGGAUGAGUAUGUGAAUGAGCCACUCUAUCUCAACACCUUCGCCAACGCCUUGGGGAACGCAGAGUACCUGAAGAACAGCGUACUGUCUGUGCCCGAGAAAGCCAAGAAAGCAUUCGACAACCCCGACUACUGGAACCACAGCCUGCCACCCCGGAGCACGCUUCAGCACCCAGACUACCUGCAGGAAUAUAGCACAAAAUAUUUUUAUAAACAGAACGGACGGAUCCGCCCAAUUGUGGCAGAGAAUCCUGAGUACCUCUCUGAGUUCUCACUGAAGCCAGGCACCAUGCUGCCCCCUCCGCCCUACAGACACCGGAAUACUGUGGUGUGAGCUCAGCUGGGGUCUUUGGCGAAGAGACACGCCCACUCCGUCCCUUCUCCCGCCCCCCAACUUCCUCCUCUUUCUCUGGUGGUCUUCCUUCUCCCAAGGCCAGUAGUUUUGACACUUCCCAAUGGAAGAUAUAGAGACGUAAUGAUAGUUCUAUGCUUACCUAACUUGAACAUUAGAAGGAAAGACUGAAGGAGAAAGAGAGGAGGACACACACUGUUUCUUCGUUUCUUCAUAUGGAUUGGUCCGCAGAGUGUCAGAGCUAAAGAAAGCCUAGGAUAUAUAGGGUAAUACUGCCUGCUAAGAGUCCCAGCUUCGUUCCCUUUGCACUCUUUCUCUCUCCCUCCUACUUCCUUCCCUUUCUUCUGUCAAUGCAGGUGAUUGAAGGCCCAGUCUCAAUUCUCAUCUGCAACCACAGACUUGUGCACAUUCAGCAUCUCUAAACUCAUAUGAAGGCUUCCAUUAGAACAAAGGGGUAAACAUUUGAAUGCCACUUGAUAGUAACUGAGAUUGAGGAGCCAAUUUCCUUCUCCAAUAGCUUCUUUCCUGGCAAGUAAGAAUGUUCAACCCAGCUUCCAUAAUUUUUAAAUCUCCAUUAUAGUUAUAACUAGUAAUUAUGUUUAGAAGGCCUCUCUGGUGUUCUCAUUUUGGUUUACUUUGGCCUGUUCCUUUAUAUUAAUUUCUCCCCUAUUUUGGGCUUCUGCAAAGAAGAUAUUUACAUAAAAGCUUCUUGACAGAGUUAAAACACACACACACACACACACAGAAAUUAUAUAAUGUAGAGGCCAAGAUACUAGUAAAAAUAGCAUCAAAUCUAGGUUUCCUAUUUCACCCUACUGAAUUUAUUUUUCCCUCUCAUUUUUCAUUCUUUAGCAUUUUAUUCUUCGCCAUAAAUGAUUGUCUUUGAUAGGCAGUGGUAAUCUUAAGAGUAGAAGGGACGCUAAGAAACAGUUCUGUGUGGUUCAAAAAACUACUGAUACUUUCAGGGGUGGUCCCAUGGGGAUCCAUGCAGUGGAAGAAACACUGGAUUGGGUAUGUCUACAUGGAAGGUACUCAGAAAUGUAGUUUGCACUGAAGCUCUAAUUUGAUUUGCUCUUAUACUGAACUCCUCUUUGGAUUUUGAAUGAAGCAAUAUGGAAGCAACCAGCAGAUUAACUAAUUUAAGUACAUUUUUUAAAAACGGAUCUAAGAUAAAUACAGACUGUGGAAAUGCCAAACAAGCCAACUAGGACUUUGGAACAGUACCCAGGGAUUGUGGUGAGAGGGCCAGCACAUUAUCUUCAUACUACAUGACAUUUGCUGUGUGAGGAAGUAUGUUAAGUUUGUACUCUCUGUGUGAAGGAAUGCAAGUUAAGGUCUGGCUUGAAUCCCAUGGAAUUUCUAGUACGAAACUCUGUUUAUAUUGAGUAGAAGGUAGCUUAACUCUUCACACCUAAGUUGCUAUGAUUAAAAACAAACCAUAAACAUUUGAAACCUAUGAAGAGCUCCACCAUUAAGUUAAAGGUUGUAAAUAAACAUGAAAACCCUUCUCAUGUAAUCAUUUUAUUUCCCAGUACAUCACUAAUGUAAUAAGUUGUGUAAUAAUUUUUCAUACACUACCAUAAGAUGUCCUGGCUGUAGAACUAUAUCUUUUAGGUUUCAUUUUAAAUAACACCUGUGACAUUAAGAUGAAUGAUGGGGAAAAUUACAAAUGAAUCUCUGGUAAAUAAGGAAGUUUAAUACAUUGCUCUUUUCUACAAAAUUCUUCUCCAAGACAUUUAGAUUUUUAAAUGUUUAUUUCUACUAUUAUUUUAUUAAGAGAAAAUCAGACUCACUGGCCUAAAAAAAAAGUUCAAUUAGAUUAUGAAUCUUUUCGGUAAGACAGCGAGUGCUCAAGAGAGAAAAGUUUUCAAGGAUGUUUGUGUUCCCACCUACUUCAGAAAUGUAAAUCCAUCCAUCCAAAUCUAGAUUUAUUCAAUAGAUAUGAGUUUAAAUCUACUAAAACAGGGGAGCAGUCAGAUAAAUGAAAAAUCAUCUUUGACUUCAAAUUUUAAGUUUAUAUUUAUUUGCAGUGACAUUCUUAUUUCUCCAGGAGUCCAAAGAACCAGGUCACAUUAACUAUUUCUGAAUGACUUCACAGAAAGGAUUUUGGUAAACAUUCUGAAAACUCAUUCGGAUGUAUGUUAAAAAUCCUUUAUACUACUGAAGAUGACAAAUACAAUCACUUCUAUGUUCUUAUCCAGACAUGGACUGGACCAGAAAAACAUCGCAUCACUGGCAAACUGACAUAGCUGGAGUCUUACUGUGAAAUCAGCAGCAAGGGAUGAUCUUUGGCCAAAACCCUUAAAUGUGUUGGUCUUGGCCUCUUCUUAAGCUAAGAGAAGUGAAGCAAACUGAAAGUGGGAGGUAGAGACAGGAGAAGGGUUUAUGAGAUCUUGCCUAUGAAGUCUUCACCACUAAUUUACUCAAGAUAAAGACACAGCAUAAUACAAGGGUCCCAGCUUUAAAGCCCAAAGUCCCCCUAACCCAAUUCAGAAGCAUCUACAGGAAAAGGUACCUUAUAUAGGUCCCUAUCACCUUUGAAGAGUUGAAAGUAAGGCUCUGUUAGUAGAUAAAUCUAUGCCUACCCAUUACUGGCAGCACCCUCGGACUGCUAUAAUGAUCUUUUGUCUUCAUUUAUAAUAUUUUUAUGGCUUCUAGUGAGAGUAAGAAAACAGAAUCUUUUAAUUUGUAAAAGGAACAAGAUCACCUCUGAACUGUUAAAACAAUGGAAACAGAGUGAAUGCUAUUCUCCUUCCUCCUUAAAAGCACAAGAUACGCGGGUCCCCCUGGGGAUAGAUGCAGGUGAAACUGAGAAUGACCGCAAAUGCCAUUUUAUCAUUCCUUCUUAUGACUUUCUAAUAUACGCUUGAUUUCAGUUGUUCUGGUAUUUCUUAUUUGUUUUAGUUUUGACCAUCUACGGGGAAAUUUUUCAAGAGUGGAUUAAAGGGACAAGGUGCAGGGAUAGCAGGGAGGCUUUCAUUUACACAGGAGAUAGCUUGUUUAACCCAGAAAACUGGCAUCAAAAGUUGCCGGUUAAGUCUACAAAUUGCUGUGGAACAUCAGGUGCUAGUCAUCACCAGCACCAAUUAAAAUAUGCAGAAUCAAUUUGUAAGACUGAGUAAAAUUAAUGUUAAAAUUAAGCUUUCUAUAUUGUGUAAAUCCUCAAAUUGUAAUGAUCAUGCUUAUCUCGGGAAAUCCAAGUUUCAGGAAGGGUAUUUUUGUUUGUUUGUUUUUGGUAAAAAUAGUCAUUUAAAGAGGUCAUUCUUAAACAGAGGAGAAAAGAUGUCCUCUAAGUCAGGAGUGGUCCAGAGUCUUAGAAUGCUGCCACUCAAGCAAGGUUGAUAUAACAAACUAGUCCGGGGUUUCCAAAUUACAUUAGUAGCACAUGUUAGGGUGUGGUGCUUCUCUGUAGACACAUUCUUGAAACAGUGUGAAAACACAGCAAAUUUUAAACUAUUAAAAACUCAGUUUUGUAAGUCAGGAAGAAUGACUGACUGACUCUAAGGUGAAAGAAGAAACGGGGGGCAGCUUCCAAGUGAGUCAUUGUCAUGUGCUAUACUUCUGAGAAUUGGCGCAUAUUGUCCAUGGUGGGAAAAGAACAGGAGAAGGACAUGAGGCUUUGAUGAGAGAUGAAGUUGAUAGAUGAUCAGUGUGCUUUCCAAAGUGUCAAAACUAGAAAGAAAAAACAAGUAAUUUUUUUUGCCUGACACAGAAGAAUGUAAAUACAAGAUUCUUUUGAAUAGUCUAACCUUUAUUUUAAAAUAGGAAUUCUUUGUGCAUCUGUAAUUCUUGAUUUUUUUUAACUAGUAUAUGUAGUUCACAAGGUAAUUAAAAAAAAAGAUGACCACUAAAGCAUGUGUAUAACUGGAUACAAUCAUGACAAUGCCAUAAGACGUAGAAUUAGUUAGGUCAUCAAAUGUUAAAUGCUUUUAGGAUUAAGAAGAAAUCAAACUAGAAAAUUAACCAUACAGUAUAAAAUAACAAAAUAAAAUUCAGGCUAUGAAAGCGUAGGGUGGGUUUUGCAUAGUAAAUAAAGCUAAGUUUGCCAUUUGAAAUGGUUGUUGGUUGGGUUUAGCAGAUAGUAGACAUAGUGUGAUUUCAAUUGUGAAAACUUGCUUUAUAGCACUAUGGUCCAUUUUGCUCUUGUUCUCUUAUUCCUUCACCACAUUUUAAGUGUAUUAAGUAUAAAGAGGAUACCGAAAGGACUUGCUUUGUAGACAUCAAAUUGAAGUGCUUUAACAGGAAAAUAAACCACAUGUGAGGCUAAGAGAGCUUCAAAAUGAGUAAAGCAAAUGAAAAGGGUAUGGAUUACCUUUUGCAGUGCAAUCCAAAUAACAAAAUGAGUUAUCAUUUAGAAAACAAACACAGCACAUUUAAUUUGUAACAUGUCUGUUCUUUUCUAACCCUACCUUCUUGCCUACAUAAUUAAUAUGGAACCCAUUACCAAUUUUUCCUUCUUUUUUUGAUAAAUAGAUGCUAAAGCAAGAAUUUUAAACUACUAAAUAGGUGUUCUUUUGGAUUCUAGAUUUUUACCUGUUGGCUCAUUCUGAGGCAAAUGAGAAAUCCAAAAACAUAGCUACUACCAGUUAGAAAGUCAGACAAAUCAACUU
Myodes glareolus (Bank vole) is the source of this 6635-nucleotide messenger RNA. The record is from RefSeq and is a predicted model, not a curated record. NCBI's taxonomy places the organism in Eukaryota, Metazoa, Chordata, Mammalia, Rodentia, Cricetidae.